CAUCCUGACGUAUUUUAUGCUUAAUAGAAAUAAGAUUUGCUGAUUACCUAUUUAUACCUACAUUGCGAAUCAAUCCUUUUUAUUUCAGUUGACAUUCCGUUCCCAAAUUCGCAAAUUCGAUAGUUCAAAAAUAAAUUGACCAAGUAUUUUCGGAAAGUCGAUUUGUUUCACGUGAUCAUGAUAUCCUAUCUACUGUAGGAUAUCUACAAAGAAAUCUUUAGAGAAAAUGAACGGCUUGAGUCUGAGUGAGCUUUGCUGCCUAUUUUGCUGUCCACCAUGUCCGUCACGGAUUGCCGCCAAGCUGGCCUUCUUACCACCAGAACCGACCUACACCUUCGUCGAGGACGAAGGCUCAAAGUUCAGCAUAUCUUUGUCAGAGCGUGCCGAAUGGCAAUAUACUGAAAGAGAAAAAGAGUCUGUUGAGGGAUUUUAUGCCAGAACUUCACGGGGAAAUAGGAUUGCUUGCCUAUUUGUACGCUGCUCAGCAACGGCACGCUUCACUAUAUUAUUCUCACAUGGCAAUGCUGUUGACCUGGGACAGAUGUCUAGCUUCUAUUUGGGUCUUGGAUCAAGGAUUAACUGCAAUAUAUUCAGCUAUGACUAUUCGGGAUAUGGUGUUUCUGGUGGGAAACCUUCUGAGAAGAACCUGUAUGCUGAUAUCGAUGCUGCUUGGCAUGCACUACGCACUCGAUAUGGAAUCAGCCCUGAGAAUAUUAUAUUGUAUGGACAAAGUAUUGGGACAGUCCCUACUGUGGACUUAGCUGCUAGAUACGAAGUUGGUGCUGUUGUUCUUCACUCGCCACUUAUGUCUGGUAUGCGGGUUGCCUUUCCAAAUACUAAAAGAACAUGGUUCUUUGAUGCCUUCCCUAGUAUAGAUAAAGUGCCGAAAGUUACAUCUCCAGUCCUGGUCAUCCAUGGUACAGAGGAUGAAGUUAUCAGCUUCAAUCAUGGCCUGGCAAUUCAUGAGAGGUGUCCUAGAGCUGUAGAACCUCUGUGGGUUGAGGGUGCUGGGCACAAUGAUGUGGAGCUUUAUAACCAAUAUCUGGAACGACUGAAACAAUUCGUGAAUGUAGAACUAGUAAACUGACGGCGACUUAGCCUCUCCCAGAGUCAGGGAGGGCCAGUUGGUGGUGGGCACACUCACG
Cephus cinctus (wheat stem sawfly) is the source of this 1145-nucleotide messenger RNA. Its product is annotated as alpha/beta hydrolase domain-containing protein 17B. The transcript has 4 exons. The coding region runs from base 227 to 1087 and encodes 286 amino acids. The record is from RefSeq and is a predicted model, not a curated record. Gene Ontology annotation, molecular function: palmitoyl-(protein) hydrolase activity. Gene Ontology annotation, cellular component: plasma membrane; endosome membrane. Gene Ontology annotation, biological process: protein depalmitoylation. Lineage: Eukaryota; Metazoa; Arthropoda; Insecta; Hymenoptera; Cephidae.